UGUUUUGAAGAUCUAACUGCAACCAUGAGCAGCAACGAGUGUUUCAAAUGUGGAAGAUCUGGCCACUGGGCCCGGGAAUGCCCCACUGGUGGAGGCCGUGGUCGUGGAAUGAGAAGCCGUGGCAGAGGUGGUUUUACCUCGGAUAGAGGUUUCCAGUUUGUUUCCUCGUCUCUUCCAGACAUCUGUUACCGCUGUGGUGAGUCUGGCCAUCUUGCUAAGGAUUGUGAUCUUCAGGAGGAUGUUGAAGCCUGCUAUAACUGCGGUAGAGGUGGCCACAUUGCCAAGGACUGCAAGGAGCCCAAGAGAGAGCGAGAGCAGUGCUGCUACAACUGUGGCAAGCCAGGCCAUCUGGCUCGUGACUGUGACCACGCUGAUGAGCAGAAGUGCUAUUCUUGUGGAGAAUUUGGACACAUUCAAAAAGACUGCACCAAAGUGAAGUGCUAUAGGUGUGGUGAAACUGGUCAUGUAGCCAUCAACUGCAGCAAGACGAGUGAAGUUAACUGUUACCGCUGUGGCGAGUCAGGGCACCUUGCACGGGAAUGCACGAUUGAGGCUACAGCUUAAUUAUUUUCCUUUGUCGCCCCUCCUUUUUCUGAUUGAUGGUUGUAUUAUUUUUCUCUGAAUCCUCUUCACUGGCCAAAGGUUGGCAGAUAGAGGCUACUCCCAGGCCAGUGAGCUUUACUUGCCGUGUAAAAGGAGGAAAGGGGUGGAAAAAAAAAUCGACUUUCUGCAUUUAACUACAAAAAAAAAGUUUAUGUUUAGUUUGGUAGAGGUGUUACGUAUAAUGCUUUGUUAAAGAACCCCCUUUCCACGCCACUGGUGAAUAGGGAUGGAUGGGAAGUGUUGAGUCAGACCAGUAAGCCCAUUCUGGGUUUCUUGAAUAUGUUCCCAUGUAGGAGAUAAAACCAAUUCUGGAAGUGACUGAACUUCCAUAAACAACUUUAAUUUUAGCAUAAUGAUGGCCUUGGAUUAUCUGACCUCAGUAGCUAUUAAAUAACAUCAAGUAACAUCUGUAUCAGGCCCUACAUAGAACAUAGUUGAGUUGGGAAUAAACAAAAUGGAAAGCACAUGUGUGUUGGCUUUCCGAAAGAAAUCAAGCUGUGACGGGAAUAACA
Molecule: messenger RNA, 1115 nt
Organism: Suncus etruscus (white-toothed pygmy shrew)
Lineage: Eukaryota; Metazoa; Chordata; Mammalia; Eulipotyphla; Soricidae
Gene: CNBP
Product: CCHC-type zinc finger nucleic acid binding protein
Exons: 4
Coding region: 25-564 (179 amino acids)
Biological process (GO): positive regulation of cytoplasmic translation
Cellular component (GO): cytoplasm
Molecular function (GO): zinc ion binding; mRNA binding; translation regulator activity
Source: RefSeq, a predicted model, not a curated record